AUGCCAAUUCCAUUCAAGGACAACAACCUUGACGGUUUAAAAACUAGCCCAUAUCAGAUAAGCCACAGGGAUAGGGCCGCUUCCAAUAAGAUUUUAGAUGCUCUACAGAAGGAAGGACAAAUUGAACCAGUCCUAGAAAGACGACAUCUUCAAGGCGGUUGA
Molecule: messenger RNA, 162 nt
Organism: Talaromyces stipitatus ATCC 10500
Lineage: Eukaryota; Fungi; Ascomycota; Eurotiomycetes; Eurotiales; Trichocomaceae
Exons: 2
Coding region: 1-162 (53 amino acids)
Source: RefSeq, a predicted model, not a curated record